UCUACCACAAGAGGGCGCCGUUCAAGAUGGCAGCCACCAUGGCGAACGCAACUCGAGCCACUGUCUUGAAGCUAUACCGCGAAAUAUUGAGAGAAUCUAAGAAGUUUACCGGCUAUAAUUACAGAGAAUAUGCAUUGAGGAGAACAAAAGUUGCUUUUCGGGAGAACAAGAGCUUAACUGACGAGGCAAAGAUCAAGGCAUUGAUCCAAGAGGCCGAAGAGAAUCUGCAGAUUAUCAAGCGACAGGUUGUUCUCAGUCAACUUUACAAGGAUCCGUCUCUGGUGAUUGAAGGAGAAAAUGCAGGACAGAGGUAGCAUCAACAGAAGCAGAGGACGGUACUCCAGGGUCCCUGUUUCAAAGCAAGGCUGAUUCCCGCAUCACAAUUCAAGGAACUACAAAGAUCACUGGGAAAGUGGUCAUUGGCAUCAGGCAUCUGAUUCGAUUAUUGCCCAUAAUGCAUUGCACUGACUAAAUUGAAAAACUAUUCAUGGCUGAAUGAUGUUUGGCUUGUGUGUAGCUAACGAUACAACUUUUUUUUGGAGGGGGAAAAAUGAGAGAUAAAUUUACAGUCAGGAGUAGGCUAAAGCUCCAGCAUAAGCAGAUUCCCUUCCAUUUUUUUUGCAAAAACAAAGCUAGACUUUUUUUUACCAGUACAUGUAGCUAACUGUUUAAGGGUAUUCUUUUAACCCAUAACUUUUUAUUUUGGUAAUGGUGGUCCCGUCCAUGUUUAGCAUUGUAACUUGGUCUGCAGUGCAAUAUAGCAUAUUAUUUGAGAUUGUUAACUAAAUUGCUUACCUAAAGUAACCAAGUAACAACUGAAGGGGGAAAAAGUUUGGUGAUUAGAACAAUAUGAAUCUGUAACUUUCUUUAUACACGUCUUGUCGAGGAAGUCCCAAAUAAAGGAAGUAUGGAAGCAAACUUCUCUUAGGUCUAAUAAAUAGGUCAAGAAAAUGCCAAGAAAUUUCCCACUUUAGUAUUAUCAUAGAAUUCGUUCAGGAUUUGUCCAAAACAAUAAAAAAAAAGGCUUUAAAUUUGCAACACAAUCAAGUUAAUACAAUGAUUUCUAGACAGCCACACAUGUUGGCACAUCUGUAGUUUUCUGUAGGCACAAAAGUGCAUUUCUCUUUGCUGUUAAGCAGAAAGAAUAAUGCUUUGCAAAUAUUGCUCAGCUGAGUACCAGCCAUAAGCAAUAUGAACCUGUGUUAUUUUGGUUGGUAACCUGUUUUUUUACUAAGCAUGUAUUUCUGUUCUGAUCAGGGGCUCUUCACGCUUGUUUUAUACCAGCUCCAUUAGCCUAUUUGAGAUAUGGUACACACAGAAGGAGGGCGCUAUCUUUUGUGGGUAAAUUUGGGUCGAUACAAAAUAAUGUAUCCAAUCCAAAUAGCGCCCUACUAGAAAUUGACCCAUAUUUGUAAUUGACACCAUAUUAUUUGGCUUUAGGUUACUCCUCUGUUGAUACCUACCACAACGUGGCAGGCGAAAUGUAUGUGUAAUUUCUGUACAGUUUUCCUGGCAUAUAGGUAUAUUUUGCCUUGCUGUUGUUUAUUAUGCAUGGCCUGCCAUAUACAAUGCAAAAGAACUUGCAAUAAUACUGUAAGAUUUUACAGCUGAAGAAAAGUCCACAAACUAAAAUAGAUACAUGUACUUUAAAAAAUGUUACCAGCUAGGCUCACUGCAACUUGAAAGAAAAAAGGUGUCAUGGAUAAUGACACCUUGGGUUAAUUUGAGUGUGCUUUCUCUUUCGAGGGAAAACUGUAUAAUCUGUGUGAAAUUUCAUUUUGCAAGACGCCCUGCAAGCAGUGUAAACAUUUUUGUAUUCCAAUAGCAGACCUCUUUGAAGUUUGAGGUCGGCACAUGCCGAGGAUGUCAAUGAGACUGUGGACUUAGAAUUGCUUAGAGCGUGGUUUUCAUAUGUAAUACUACACUGUGUGUGUCACAGUCGCACAAAGUUAUGUGCACAAUUGUAAAUACACACGUGUAUAAGAAAUAUUGGAAUUACAAGAGUUCUUGGUGGUUGACUUCGAAACGCACAAAUGUUAUGAUUAAAAAGUUUAUGAGAGUAAUGAA
Molecule: messenger RNA, 2067 nt
Organism: Patiria miniata (bat star)
Lineage: Eukaryota; Metazoa; Echinodermata; Asteroidea; Valvatida; Asterinidae
Product: LYR motif-containing protein 4-like
Exons: 3
Coding region: 27-314 (95 amino acids)
Biological process (GO): iron-sulfur cluster assembly
Cellular component (GO): mitochondrion; L-cysteine desulfurase complex
Source: RefSeq, a predicted model, not a curated record